This is a messenger RNA of Ziziphus jujuba (common jujube), 2597 nucleotides long. RefSeq names its product trihelix transcription factor DF1. The transcript is spliced from 2 exons. The coding region runs from base 108 to 2027 and encodes 639 amino acids. NCBI's taxonomy places the organism in Eukaryota, Viridiplantae, Streptophyta, Magnoliopsida, Rosales, Rhamnaceae. The record is from RefSeq and is a predicted model, not a curated record.
UUUUUCUCUUUUUUCAGCUGUAAUUUGCUAAAGCACAUAAACGCAUAGAGAGCAAGAGAGAGAGAGAGAGAGAGAGAGAGAGAGAGAGAGAGAGAGAGAGGUAUACCAUGGGAGAUGCAAGCUUGGCUGCAGAGAGCUGCAGAGCUGAUGAUGUUGUUGUAGUGGAAGCUGCAGAGGUUGCAGUGGUGGCUGCCGGAGAAAUUCAGGAAGGGGGUGGCGGAGGAGAAUUAGGCGGCGACGGCGGUGUGUCGAAUUCAGGUGAAGACGAUAAGGGUAGAACCGAGGAAGGCGACCGGAAUUACGCCGGAAACCGAUGGCCUCGACAAGAAACUUUAGCACUAUUGAAGAUACGUUCCGAUAUGGAUGCUACUUUUCGCGACUCUACUCUCAAAGGUCCAUUGUGGGAAGAUGUUUCAAGGAAGAUGGCAGCACUUGGUUACAAUCGCAGUGCCAAAAAAUGCAAAGAGAAAUUCGAGAACGUUUACAAGUACCACAAGAGAACCAAAGAUGGACGAACAGGCAAAUCUGAAGGAAAAACUUAUCGUUUUUUUGAUCAAUUAGAAGCUUUCGGAACCCACCACCAUUCUAAUAAUCCACCAUUAUCAAACAAGCCUCCUUAUCAUCCUCCACCUCCUCAAGUAAUAUCCACAUCAACCACUCCAUGGACGACCAACCAAGCUCCAACAAUCUCUCACAUCUUUGCUCCAUCACCACCACAAAACAUCACAAACCCUACAAUCAAUAUUCCUCCAUUGCCACCCACACCAACAAACCCUACAAGUUCUUUGCCAUUGCAUACAAAAUCCCCAAACCCUUCUCUCACCACCGUUCCGCUUGCUUCCUCUAACCUUUUCUCGAGCUCCACUUCUUCCUCCACCGCCUCCGACGAAGAAUUCCAACGCCGCCACAAGAGGAAGAGAAAAUGGAAAGAGUUCUUCAGGAGGCUGACCAAGGAGGUCUUGCGGAAACAAGAGGAGCUCCAGAUGAAGUUCUUGGAAACCGUUGAGAAGUGCGAGCACGAUAGGAUGGUUCGAGAAGAAGCUUGGAGGUUGCAAGAGACGGCGAGGAUCAAUAGGGAGCAUGAAAUUCUAGUCCAGGAAAGAUCCACGGCGGCAGCGAAAGACGCCGCCGUGAUAGCAUUCUUGCAGAAGGUUUCCGGUGGCGGAGCCGGAGGUGGCGGAGGACAACACAACACGAACGGAGAAGUCCGUUUCAAUAUCAUGUCGCUUCCUCCUCCUCAGCCACCAGCACCACAAGCGCCACCAUCAGCACUGCCAAAACCACAACCAGCGUCGGCCGUCUCAGCUAAUUUGGAAAUUUCGAAAUUGGAUUACAACGAAACUAAUAACAAUGCGGCGGCUUUAUCGAUCUCUACUUCGAGGUGGCCGAAAGCAGAAGUUCAAGCUUUGAUACAACUGCGGACAAAUCUGGAUUUGAAGUACCAAGAUAACGGACCGAAAGGGCCUCUAUGGGAGGAGAUCUCGGCGGGGAUGAGAAGGAUGGGAUACAAUCGGAGCGCGAAGAGAUGCAAAGAGAAGUGGGAGAACAUCAACAAGUACUUCAAGAAAGUGAAGGACAACAACAAGAAAAGAAGUGAAGAUUCGAAGACUUGUCCAUAUUUUCACCUGCUCGAUGCCUUAUACAGAGAGAAAAACAAAGCGGACAAUAUCAAUAUCAAUAGUAAUAGUAAUAUUUCAUGCAAUAAUAUUGUUGUUGCGGAUCAGAAUGGUAAUGGUAAGGUGGAGAAGCCGGUGGAGGCGGCGAAUAUAGGAAUGGAGCCAUUGAUGGUUCAACCAGAGAGACAAUGGCCGCUUCAAGAGGAUAAGAACCAGUUGGAUUCAGUAAUGGAAGAUAUUGGGGUGAGAGGAAAUGCAGAUCCAAAUCAUGAAGAGGAAGAAGACGAUGAUGAUGAUAAUGGUGAUGACGAUGGCGAGGAUGACGAUGGAGACAGUACUGAAGAUGAUGCAGAAAGAGGCGGUUAUGAGAUAGUAACCAACAAACAGUCAUCAAUGGACAUGGUUGAGUGAGACAAGAUAACGAAGCUUCUUUUUCAGAGUUUAACGUAAAAAAAAAAAAAAAAAAUUGAAAAAGGAAAAUAUUUUGCAUUUGCCAAAACUGUCUCAACAAUUUGACGGUAAAAAGGAAAAAAAAAUUUUCCAAAAAGGAGAUAAUAUAUUUUCAGGUUCUUUUACUCUUUACUUUAUACUUUAUACUCCCCCCCCCCAAAAAAAAAAAAAAAAAAAAAAUAGUUGGGCGUUACCAAAAGAUGUUCAUAUAUAUUCUUGAAUAUUAUUAUAUUAUUAUUGUGGGUCAGAUUUCAAAAGGGUGUACAUGUGUGAAUGUGGAGAAUUUUCAAGGCAUGCCCAGUUUUAGUGGGUUCAUUUCAAAUGUUUAUUAAUGAUUUAUGUUUUAUAUUAUAAGAGAGAGAGAGAGAGAGAGUUGGAGAAAAUAAAUGAAGAGGCUAGUUUUGUACUUAUCUUUGUGUAUCUUUGUGUUCAUAGGGAGAUAGAGAUUCCGCGUGGUAAAUAAAGAAAACAGACCGAUGUUAGUUUUACUAUUGUGUUCAAUAUAAAUGGGGAAGUUUUGCUGUUUCUUUA